GUCUGUUAAAAUGUUUCUGAUGUGGAAUUCGAGAAUGCUAAUUGAUGGUGAAGGAGAUGAAAAUGUUGAAACCUCAAUGCUUGAAGCUAGUAAUCUUAUUGUUCUUAAGGAGUCAUCUAUUAUUCACUCCAAUGCUAAUCUAGGGGUGCACGGGCAAGGUUUGUUAAAUUUGUCUGGACCAGGAGAUUGCAUUGAAGCAGAACGCCUGGUUUUGUCGUUGUUUUAUAGUAUACAUGUUGGUCCUGGAUCUGUUUUACGUGGUCCUUUAGAGAAUGCCUCAACUGAAGCUGUGACACCAAAGUUGCAUUGUGAUCAGAAUGAUUGUCCAGUUGAACUCCUCCAUCCACCCGAAGAUUGCAAUGUGAACUCUUCACUGUCUUUCACUCUUCAGAUUUGCCGAGUUGAAGAUAUCCUUGUUGAAGGCCUCGUGAUAGGAUCUGUUGUUCAUUUCCAUAGAGCCAGAACUAUUAGUGUUCCUUCUUCUGGAACAAUAAGCACAACUGGGAUGGGUUGCAUUGGAGGUGUGGGACAAGGGACAUUUUCAGAUAGUGGUAUUGGCAGUGGUGGUGGGCAUGGUGGUAGAGGUGGAAUGGGAUGCUUCAAUAAUAGCUGCAUUGAGGGGGUAUGUCAUAUGGGGAUACUAAUUUACCUUGUGAGCUGGGAAGUGGGAGUGGAAAUGAAAGCCUAACUAGUGCAAAUGCUGGUGGUGGCAUUUUAGGUCAGCUCAUCUCUCUAAAGUGGACUGUCUUUGGUCCAAAUGUUGAUGUUGUAGCACUUUGGGAAACUCUUUCAUUUUUAUUUAAAAAAUGAGCCAACAGGAACCAGAAGGUCAUACUGCGUUAAAAAUUUCAAAUUUUGUCUAACCAAAUUGGAAGCAUGCUGUCAAAAAAUGAUGACAGUAUUUGAAUUCUGACUUGUGGGCAUAACUGGUUUUCUUGGCUCUUAGCUUCUUGGUAUUUAAUUGAGUUCAAAUUGUGAUUGUCUCACUUUGGAGACUAAUCUAAGCAAUUGUGUGUACUGUUAGAAACAUCACAUGAGACAAUUAAUACUUUAAUGGAUAUACUUUGUAAAUUUGGGAGAUGGUUACCCAAGCAUUAAGUGUUCCUUCCAGGAAAUCUGUAGUCUCCAUAUAGCUGAAUGAAGAAAGGGGUCUUGUCAGAUUUUCCUGCUGCACAGGAUGCUUAAACAUAUUGCUGAACUCAACCUGUUUUUCUAGUCAUAGUUUGUUUGGUUCAUUGUGUACAUCCUAGGACUUUUCUCCCAUUAGGAAUUAGGUAUUUUACUUGCAGCAGCAUUGGAGUUAGUUUUGUGUGUUGAUCUUGGGUAA
Molecule: messenger RNA, 1327 nt
Organism: Coffea arabica (coffee)
Lineage: Eukaryota; Viridiplantae; Streptophyta; Magnoliopsida; Gentianales; Rubiaceae
Source: RefSeq, a predicted model, not a curated record